Messenger RNA from Hyalella azteca, 1292 nucleotides. RefSeq names its product cyanophycinase. NCBI's taxonomy places the organism in Eukaryota, Metazoa, Arthropoda, Malacostraca, Amphipoda, Hyalellidae. The coding region runs from base 45 to 1271 and encodes 408 amino acids. The transcript has 10 exons. The record is from RefSeq and is a predicted model, not a curated record. Gene Ontology annotation, biological process: proteolysis. Gene Ontology annotation, molecular function: serine-type peptidase activity.
AAAAGAAUUGUUAAUUUCACAUUUGAUAGUUUAAUUUUAUUAACAUGAAGCUAGUACACACGCUCGCUGUAUGCCUGCACCUAUGGGCAAUUAUAAGCACCGUAUACGGCGGUAAUGUCAUGCUGGUGGGCGGAGGUCUCACGGAUGAGAAUGCGGCCGUGUGGAGUCGGUUCAUCGAACUCGCGGGUGGACAAGGCGUUGCAAGAGUCGGUGUUAUCACGACUGCAUCAGCAACUCCUGAAGACUCGGCCACUUAUUACCAGGACAUGUUCUUGGCAUACGGAGCAGCUUCAGUUGACUACAUUCCCAUCACUGAGAGGAGCCAUAAUGCUAACGACGCUGCGGUUGCAGACCUGGUGGCUUCACAAACUGGUCUCUUUAUGGGAGGUGGCGACCAGGCCAGAAUAUUGGCAGGGUGGGUCAACGCUGAUGGGUCAGACACUGCGAGUCUGAGCGCUCUACGAGGGGUGCUGGCAGCGGGGGGCAUCGUUGGUGGCACGAGCGCCGGGGCGGCCUGUCAGGGCACCGGACCCAUGAUAGAUGGGGGACUAUCUUAUAAUGCAGUCGCUUACGGUGCGUAUGCGGGAGGCUACAACCCUGACUACCCCGACGAUCUGUGCUACAUCGAGGACGGCGGCCUGGGGCUGGUGAGGGGCUAUGUGGUGGACACCCACUUCUCCCAGCGCGGCAGGGAAGCCAGGUUGAUUGAGUUGCUGCUGGACACGAAGACUUCAGACCCGAGCACGCAAGUGGCUAUCGGCGUAGAUGAAGACACCGGCGUGCUGAUAGCCGAAGACGGAACUGCUGAGAUCCUGGGCUCGGCGGGAGGAGCGAUGGUCGUGAGCGUCGCCGCUGCUGUCAAGGACCCCGCGGCGCCCCACACGCGAACCGCGGGCGUGCGAGUCUCAUACUUCACCGAGGGCGACGUGUUCAACUUGUACGAUGAUUCCGUGGUAUUCCCAAACUGGAAGACGUCCAUAACAGGCAACGAACAAUACAUUGACGCCACUAGCAGCAAUAACAUCUUCUCGUCGCCUAACAAACUAAUUCGCGAGUAUGGAGUUUUCAGAGACGUGGCGCACCGACUAUGGGACUCAAAAGUGAACACGGUCACUAGCUAUUCCUACGAGACCGGCCCGACAUUUUCCGUGACCAUGAAGAAAGAAGGAGGCUCAGCCGUUGUCGGGGACUCUCCAACGCUCUCGACGCGCGUGGUGUCUUACCUCAACAUGGAAGUCGGCAUUGACUAUACUAUUCUUGAAGAGCAAUAAAUAAAAUCUAUCUAAAGCUCA